GCCCGGGGGCCCGCUUCGUCCGGCGGCUCCUGCUCCUGCUGCUGUGCCCGGGCGCAAAGGGAGCUAGAGGCGCCGCCGUCGGGGGCACUUCUCUGGGGCGCGGCCGGGCGAGAUCGGCGGGGCCCGCGGCCCGCGGGCAGCCCCUCGAUGGAUCUGCUGGUCCUGGGGGGGUCGGUGGUCGCCUUCCGGCUGCUCAACGGCGGCCUGGAGCGCCUCGUGCCGCCGCCGCCCUCGGCGCAGCGCAACCGCUGGAAGUGGCGGAACAUUUGGACCUCGCUGGCGCACAGUCUGCUUAGUGGCUCGUGGGCGCUGCUCGGGUGAGUCGGGGGGCCGAGAGAGACUGGGCGGAGUUGGGGGAAAACCGGACAGCGCGCGCUCAGGGGUCUCACGGCUGUCUCUCUCCUUUUCCAGCUUCUACUUCCACCCGCAGAUGGCGGAGGACCUCAUCGACACCCACUUGCCCGCCGCGCACCACCUGCUCGGGAUCUCCGUGGGUGAGUGGCCGCCAGAAGGGGCAACAACAGGAGGAGGGGUCCCCGCCGCAGCCGACCCCCGCUCCUCCUAGACGCUGACCAUAAAAGACGGGCGAGAGGGAGUGUGUGAAGCCGCACAUGGUGGGCACAGUGGCUGGCACUCUGUGCGCACCCAGAGGCACUUUGCCCACGAUUCCCCGGCCCAGAGCUGAAGUGGGAUUGAAAAUGGGCCCUGGAAGCUGAACACAGCGCUCUGGACCCAAGGAAGCCACAGAAGGACGCGUGUGGGAAAGAUUGCCUCGGUGCCCCCAGAGCCUUCCCUUUCAAUGGCUGCUCUGCUUGCCUGCCUUUGUCCCCUGGGGCUGCAGCCUCAGCAGCUGACCCAGGGGGCGGGAAGCGGCUGGUGCCAGGCUAUCUCCUGGGUGCGCCUCUCGCCACUUCCCUCUGGCAGGCACGUGACCUGGGGGCAAACAAACGAGCCCAUUCUCAUCCCUUGCUGCUGCCGCCACAGCAAAUUCCUCUCCGCAGAGUUCAGCCUCGCUGCCCUCCCCCAAGAGAUAGAGAGUCAUUGAAGCGCAUGCAAAGCCCCCCUUGGGCCACGCCCCAGCCUCAGCCCAUGCAGCAGACCCGUUUCAGGGCUAUGUCUGGCUAUGUCUCCCCACCACUGACAGUAUAUAGCAUGGUAAGCUUCCUCUAGAUAGCAGGGAAACGGGGAAAGUCACUGGGACAUUUGCUUUGGUUCACUUUCCACAACAGAAGCCUGCAAAGCAAGGCACAGAGAGGUGGCAAGCCUCGCCUGCUGUUUCUCCCCAGCGGUUCAGUGGUAGACUGCCUCUGACCCUGGAGGUUCCGCGCAACACUCUUGAGCGCAUAGCCAGUGAGUGCCUUCUCACUCCUCCUUUUCAAAGCAGGCUCCAGAACUGUACCUGACCGCAGGUCCCUGAGGAUGGGGCCUGGGAGAGAUGCGAGUGGCCCAAGGGGCUUGGGGGGAGGCCUUCCAGAGCUGGGCCACGUGGCCUCUUUCUCUCCCCACACUCCGGUCUUUUGCUCCAACAGACAUUCUUCCGGAUCAGGAGAGAGCAGGGCACCCGCCUGGGGGAAUUAGAUUCCUGGAUGUGGAGAUGCCCCACCCAGCACAAUGAGAUUUCUUUGCCAGAUACUCUUGAGGCAGGGGAUGCCACGAGGAGGAACAGGAACGCUUCUCAUGUGACUUUUAAAAUAGUCGGCGGGGGUGGGGUGUUGUUAUUCCAAGUCCCAGAGUCCUAGCCAAAGGGGCAUGGAAAUGCCUUGCGGUUGCCAGCCUUGCUGAGGCUGCUGCCUUCCCCUAUUGGCAAAAAAACUCUUUUUAUUUUUUGGCUGUGUGUCUUCACCUGCCUUGAUCCCUCUGGUGGCACUCAGGACUGGGCUCUUGGCACUCGUGCCCAUGUCGACGAGGAGAAGGACGUCCCAGUGAACAAUUUGGGGGCCUGGAGGGGUUUCAUCUUCUUAGCAUUUGACAGAAGUGGGUGGAGAAUCCUGUGUUUCCAUAGAUCAUUUAUUUGAUGCAUGGGAUUCUGUCUUAAAACAUGCCCAAAGCAGCUUAGGAAGAUCACCUUUGAAGCAACAUAUAAGCACAGCAGCCGGCAGUUAAAAUUAUGCCGCAACCAGAGACUCAGUUUUCGUAAAUUAUAACUAAAGGCCGUAAGAGCAGGCAGGUCCAAUCUAUCAGAGUGGAUCCCUUGUGUGAGUGAUCCUGCAGGCUCUGCUGGUGGGGUUUGUCCUUGAGCUGUGAGAGGGCUGGGGCAGCUAUGGCUUCAACCUGGAUCAUGAGCUUAAAUCCCAGGACUCAGUCACAGAAUACAGGCAAGAGCGUCUCUGAACCUGUGCAGGUGCUGAGGCAGUAUUCAGGUGGCAUGGUGCCACUGCCGGUUGACCAUGCUGAUCAGGACAGCGUUUGCCAGCCUGGCCGGGGCUGAUGAAUGUUAAGACAUCUGGAGGGCACCAGGUUGGUGAAGUCUGCUUGAGGAAAGUGGCUUUGAGCUGCCAGCCCCCGGGACAGGCUGCUGGGAUCACAGGCUGUCACCUUGGAGAGAAGGGGAAGCGAGAGGCCUUCUCUAGACUUGUCCCGAAGAGGCCCUGUUGUUGUUUUUUUUACAAGGGGGGCAAAGUGCAAGGCUGGGAGCUUUUGAGGAAACGGCAUUGUCAGGGAAACGUGGGCAAACAGCCCUUGCCAGCCCCGUUCCCUGCCACUGGCCCUGAAUGGAGACGUUAGAACUAGGAGGGGGGAUCUUUAUCUAUCGGGUUAGAGGGGGAAACGCCCAGGCAUCUGCUUGCCUGGGAACUGAAGAAACAGGCAGGACCAUCUUCCCCUCCCUGUAUGCAUGUUCUUAGCAUGGGCUGAAUCUGACCACUGCAAACUAAGCAGUCAGAGGUGGGGUAGGGUGGAAGGAGUCUGGAGCCAGGAGUUUGGAGACUUUUUUCCAGCCUCUUCAGCAUCUUCAUAAUUUAAUCUGUGGAAAGUUUAACACACGCCAGUCCUCGGAGGAGCACAAGGCCAAGCUCGGCACACUCCCCCCCCCUUUGGUCUGGUGUGUGUGAAGGGGCCUGGCUGCUAACGCUUUCUUUUCUGUUCCUCCCUCAGGCUAUUUCGUGCAGGACUUCUUCGACAUGAUGUAUCACCAGAAGAUCCAGCAGUGCUGGGAACUGCUCUUCCAUCACUCUGUGGUGAGUUCUGGGAGCACCUCUCCCCCACAUGCAGUGGGAAGGGAUUCUUCCUCCUCGCUUGAUCUGCACAGCAACCCUGUGAGGCUGGCCGAGAUCACACCCAGUGGGUCCCAGGGCAGCUCUCUCACCCCUGCACCACACUUCCCCCCAGGCACCAGCCGGCUGGCUAGGAGAAAUGAAGGUGCCUCAAAUUAGUUCAGGGAUAGGGCUCUCCGGGAUUUCAGGCAGGCAAAUCCCCAGAUGGCAGAAGUUUAUAAAAUUAUGCAUGGCCUGUAGAAAAGUAGAUAAGAGAAGUUUCCUCCCUCCCCUGUCUCAUAACACUGGCCAUCCCGUGAAGCUGAAUGUUGAAAGAUUCAGAAAGGAUAAAGAAAACCCUUCCUCACGAACCACACUCACUCCUACAGCAGGCAGGGGUGGCCAACUUGGAUGGCUUUAAAAGAAGAUUAGAGAAAUUCCUAAAAGGGGAGAGGGCUGUCGAUGGCUGUGCUCUGUCUUCCACAUUCAGAGUGUUCCUGAAUGCCAGUUGCUGGAAACCACAGGAAGGGCGAGUUGCUCCUGUGCUUGAGUGCUGCUAGCAGGCAUCCUCGUGGGGCACCUGAUCCAGCAGGCACUUUGGUUCUGAUGCUAGGCCAGGAUUGUCAGCAACCGCCCCGUCCCUGAGCGUGUUUUAUAAUGAUGUCUGUGCAGCUUACAUAAAGAGAAGCUGACCUGUGCCUCCUUGGAGCUGGGUAGGGCAGGGCGUGCCAUGCUUGGCUGCUCUCCAACAAUGGUCUCUGGCAGCUCAGCUUCUUGGCGCAGCCCUUGGCUCAGGCCACUCGACAAGGGCCAGGGGCUGUGGGGUCAGGCAAGCUGAUACGUGCAGGGCUUGACUGCAUGUGCUGGGUGGUCUCAUUCCCCAUUCAGACCCUGUUACUAGGAAAACGUGCUUCCUGCUCCUCCCGGUCCCUUUGCAAGUGGGCAAAGUUUGAAGUGGGGGGUGGGAUGAGCGCAUGGUAAGUAAUCUAGGAGCAGCUGGGGGGGCAGGGGGUAGAGAAGGCAAGGAAAGGAGCCUUUGUAAGGCUUUGCCCCAGUUUUCAGUCCCAAGGCAGUUCAGCCUCACAGCAGGUAAGGUGGUGGUGAAGGCAGGAGUGUCUCUGCACAUGCAGACAACCUUUCGACCCAAGCUGAUUAAGCUGCCUGUCUGGAGUAUGUUGGGGGGCAGUGUGCACACCCUCCAGGCAGGCACCUCUCCUCACUGGGCUUCUAUCCUUCUGGUGGCUUUCCAGCCCAUUAGAAGCUGCUGCCAGAUGGGUCAAAAGGCCAUUUAAAUAAUACAUCUAAUUCAGGCAGAGACAAAGCUUAAUCCCCAGGGGGCAGCUAAUCCCAUUAGGGCAUGUGCCGAGGACAGCAUUGCUGGGAAGAGCUAGAGGACCCCCCCCCCCCACACACAAAGAAUGGAUCUCCUACACACCCACACACCCACUAAGAGAAGGGGAUCUUGGCAGCUCCCCCUUCCUUCCUCUGCAGUCCUACCCAAUCCACUGAGGUUUACAGAGGAGGAGGAGUCUGUCUGCUGUGUGAUCCCAAGAUCCUCCUCCCUCUCCCUGCCUCCCUCAGGUGCUGAGCUGUCUGGCUGCUUCUCCUCUUGCUGGCCACUAGAAUUUUUUUGGACAAGGCCCCACUGCUUUUAACAGCUGCAAGACAGGUAGAAAUUCAACAGGUGAUGUAGGCACCACUGCCACAUCUCCAUGCAAGGGGAAAGCCAUGUUUUUGCUUUGCUUGCAGCUGUUAAAACCUCCUUAUAAAAAACCUGAAGAUUCAAACUGUUUUAGCUGGUGCCUGGCUUUGCUCUCCUCACUCCCUGUCCCUUUGGCCUCAUGUGUUGUACUUUUCAGAUUGGAAGCCUAUGGGCAGAGACUGUCUUGCUUUAAUUGACUGUAGGUAAGCUGCUGUGGGUGCCCUUUUGCCUGAUACAAAUCCUGUAAAUUAAAUAAAUCCACCACAGCACCCUUGACUGGCAUUGACCCAGUCACAGGCACUCACCCUCUCCCCCAGCCAGAAGUGCCCUGCCUUCCUUCCUCACCUGGUGGAUUCAGCCUCAACCCCAAAGCUGCUCCCCAAAGUCUUCAUUGUAGGAAAAUGAUGUGACAUGAAAUUGGCUAGGGCUGAUCCGCUCUCAGGCUCUCCAGGCUGGCCAUCUUCAGUUGCUGCAGCUGGAGAGGAAGAGGCAUAACUGCAUGGACACCUGUCUUACAUGCAGAAGGUGCCAGGUUCAAUCCCCAAUGGCAGCCUCUGCAGUUUACAAGGGUCAGGAAGCUGGCGAACAGGCUCUCUGCCUGAGAGUCUGGUGACCCGCUGCCAGUCUGAGCAGGCAAUCCUGGGCUAGGUGUACAGAGAGUGUGAAGGAAAGUAGACUGUCUGCUUUGCAUGGAGGAUGCACUCUCCAAUGGCAGUCUCUCCAGUUAACAGCUGGAGUAGGAGAGACCUUUUCCUCAGCCAGAGACCCUUCAGAGAUGGUGCUGGCUUCCUAACAGCCAUUGCUCCCUUCCUGCAUCUCUCCCAGGUGAUCCUCUGCUUCGGCUUUGCCUUCCUGGUCCACCGCUUUGUGGGCUUCGCCAUGGUGGCCCUGCUGGUGGAGAUCAACUCCAUCUUCCUGCACCUGCGGACGAUCCUGUUGAUGGCUGGCUUGGCCCACACCACCUCCUACCGCUUGACCAGCCUGCUCAACCUGGGCACUUACGUGGUCUUCCGCAUCACCACCCUGGCUUGGAUGACCCGCUGGCUGGUGCUCAACCGGGAGAACAUACCGCCCAACACCUACACCCUCAGCACGGUGGGCAUGGCCGUCAUGACUCCCAUGAACAUUGUCCUUUUCUACCGCCUGCUCCGCAACGACUUCCUCACCUCCAGCCGGCGUGAGAAGGAGAAGUGACCACCCCUGGCUCCUCCCUCCUCAACAGCUGGCUGUACAGGCCACAGGAAGGGGGAGAGCAAGUCAGCAGGACAGGAGAGGAGAGCCAGAGGGUGGUCUUCAACAUCUGCUUUCCAGGUUGCAACUGCCCCUCCAGCUGGAUCAUGGAAAGGCCACCGCAGCCACAGCUGCAACCACAUGGCAGGAAGAAGCUGCUCCUGGAGAGUCUCUUGGGACAGUGUUAGGGGCCCUCUGGUUAGCUGGGGAGGGGUCUUGGCAGCGGUCAAGGAAUGUGGGCUAGCGGGAGCAGUAGCCAAGGAUGUAACGUCUCCCUUUAGGGAGGGAGCUGGUUGAAAUGACUUGGCCCUCACAACUCUCUGUGCUCUGACCGUUGUUUUUGGCACCUGCCUGCCCCCCCCUUGCAGGGUGGGAGUUUCACUGCAUCAGAGCUCCAGAAGGCAAGACCCCUUUCCGGACACCAACACCUGAGAUCCAGGCCAGAGCAAGUGGCAGGAUGCUAGGAUCCCUCCCUUCUCCCUCACCCCUCUGUCUUGUUGCCUCCUGGCCCUUCUCUGCCUGCAUAUGAAAGCAGGAUUGCCCUGGCCUCUCUUUCUUUCUCUCUUCAGAACAUUUAUCUCCUUGAAGAGCCUGUAUGUGAUCUGCCCUUCCAUGCCAUGCUCAGCUGAGCCUCUCAGUAACUAACAGUCUGUAGGUGCAUUCUCUGCAGGCAAGCGUGGGGGAGUGCCAGUUGGCCAUUGUCCUCUUACUAUUCUCUCUUUUGAAGAGUUGCAAGCAAAUCCCACUCUCCUCACCUCUCUCCAGGCUAAGCCAGAGAUGCUGCCAUGGCCAAGUUCUGCCCCUGCUGGCCACCUAGAUUAAUCCAAGGCAUCCCUGUGCCAGGGGACAGCACCCUCUGGUUGUACUGGAUGCUGAGAGCCAGGAUCUUUUAACCCUGCUAAGAGCCAAACAGCUUCCUCUGAGGCCUCAAUAUUGUGUAGACCACUGGUGGUGAAUCUAUGGCAUGCGUGCCAGAGGGCGCACUCAGAGCCCUCUCUGUGGGCAUGUGUGCCGUUGUCCCAGCAGGGCCGUAGCUAGGGGGUGAAACUGGUGCUCCAGCACUGCAGGGGGCUCCUGGCCGCUUCCAGCAUGGUCCCAGCACUGCUAGGGCACCAUUUUCACCCUCGGGGCCACGCUGAGGGGAGGAGGAGAGGAGGGCUCGUGCUGGGAAACUGCCGGUCUGUCCAGGCCUCGACUUUUGAUGCGCCAGAGCCUCCUGCCAGUUUGUUGUUCCUACUUGGGAGUAAGCCGCCUUGAGUUCAGCAAGGUUAGACAAAUUAUCAGCAUGUGUACAACAGCAAAAAUCAUACUAAUUGUUCAAAAGCAUGCCAAAUGCAAAUUUUUACCUUUCAAAAAAAAAGUUGUUUGUAUCAUUGAAAGCACUGUUAUUGUGGGGUUUUUUUAAAGACAAAAGAUGUUAAUGUAUGAGUUGUUUUUUCUAAACUAAAACCUCAGUAUUCAGGUUAAAUUGCCGUGUUGGCACUUUGCGAUAAAUAAGUGGGUUUUGGGUUGCAGUUUGGGCACUCGGUCUCUAAAAAGUUCGCCAUCACUGGUGUAGACAAUAAGGGAGAAUGCACUUACAAGAAUCUUAUUCUAACGAAGUGUAUGGAUAUGUUUGCACAAAAGUAACAGAAAUAAAAGGAUAAAGUGAA
Messenger RNA from Podarcis lilfordi (Lilford's wall lizard), 7775 nucleotides. The record is from the annotation of a GenBank genome assembly. Lineage: Eukaryota; Metazoa; Chordata; Lepidosauria; Squamata; Lacertidae.